This is a messenger RNA of Pisolithus orientalis, 4500 nucleotides long. Its product is annotated as SNF2 family N-terminal domain-containing protein. Bases 1 to 4347 code for a protein of 1448 amino acids. Gene Ontology annotation, cellular component: chromatin; nucleus. Gene Ontology annotation, biological process: regulation of transcription by RNA polymerase II; nucleosome organization. NCBI's taxonomy places the organism in Eukaryota, Fungi, Basidiomycota, Agaricomycetes, Boletales, Pisolithaceae. The transcript has 17 exons. The record is from RefSeq and is a predicted model, not a curated record. Gene Ontology annotation, molecular function: ATP-dependent chromatin remodeler activity; chromatin binding; ATP binding.
AUGGCGCUCAAUCCCGACGCCCUCAAUCUCAACUAUGACAGCGACGACAGCAUGCAGGUAGACUCUGACAACGAUCACGGUGACCACAGGCCCAUCCCCAACCAUUUGGCGCAUGUUCAGGACCCUGAGCCUGAUGUCGAUGCCGAGGGUGAGGUAGAGUAUGUCGAUGAUACCACCUCCGCCGCUUUAGAGACGCCCGUCGCAGGUCCGUCAUCUUAUGCGCACAGACUUUCCGACGUAGAAGAUUCGGGCUAUGAAGACAACCCUGCAGAUGAUGAAGAUGACGACGAGGACGAAGACGACGGUUCGUACGCAGACGACGAGUAUGGAAAGAAGAAGGCGGCGAAGUCAAAGAAGAAGAAAGCUAUUCCAUCGUCUUCAGCUCCCAGGCCCAAAGCACUCCGCCAUGCAUCUUCGGACUCGGAUUCUGAUUAUGGUGCGCGAUCGAAGAAGAAGAAGCCUCGUGUCUCGGGGGAGGAAAUUCGUGUUUCCAGCAGAGGCAGCAAGAUUCCAAACUAUUAUGAGGGAAAUCAAGAUUAUGGAGUACUUUCAGAGGAAGAAUCAGUCCAGAACUACUACCUGGAUUCAAAUGCACAGUUCAAGGAGGAGGAUGAAAUAGAGGCCGUCCUUGGGCACUGCAGAGACGAGAAUCGUGAAGAUGACAUAGAGGAUUUGUGGUAUGAUAAUAUCCGAUUCCAUAUCAAGUGGAAGAAUUUUUCCCACCUCCACAACACCGACGAGACAUACGAAUUCUUGAAGCGUUUCAAGGGCUUGAAGCGUGUGGACAAUUACAUCAAAGCCUACAAAGCAUACCAGGCCAGGCUGGGCGCACCUGGUCUCUCUACGGAGGACAGAGAGGCUCUUCUUCUGGACAAGGAGCGGGAAAAGGAAGAGCUGGAGACCUACAAGACCGUGGAGAGGAUUGUGGCUCAUCGAGAGAGUCAGGACGUACCCAACAACACAGAGUACCUCUGCAAAUGGACUGCACUAAACUAUGAACACUGCACGUGGGAGGACCAGAACGAAAUACGCCAAAUAGCCAAGACACAAAUUGAAGCAUACCGCGCUCGUGAAGCAGAAGCAAAGUUCCCCUACAAGAGUGUUCAGUAUGCACGUCAUCAACGACCGCCAUUCCAAAAAAUAGUCAAGGAUCCGGACUACAUUUCUGCUACAGGUGGCCAGCUGAAGGAUUUCCAGCUCACUGGUCUAAAUUGGCUUGCAUAUCUGUGGAGUAAGGGCGAGAACGGCAUCUUGGCUGAUGAGAUGGGCCUCGGAAAGACUGUACAAACAGUAUCGCUCCUCUCUUACUUAUUCCACGAGAUGCAUCAAUACGGGCCUUUUCUUUGCAUAGUGCCCCUUUCAACGAUCACAGCGUGGCAGUCUCAGUUCGCUACUUGGGCUCCAGACUUGAAUGUUAUCACCUACAUAGGCACUGCUGCCGCGCGAGAAGUCAUUCGCACACACGAGUUUGGUCCAUCUAACAAGCGCUUAAAGAUGAACGUGCUUCUCACCACUUACGAACUCACACUUCGAGAUGCAAAGGAUCUGGCAGAUAUUAAGUGGCAAGUGCUCGCCGUUGAUGAGGCACACCGCUUGAAGAAUUCCGAGAGUCAACUGUAUGAAGCACUCAAGUCAUUCUCGGCAUCCUCCAAGCUCCUCAUCACGGGAACCCCACUGCAAAACAACGUAAAAGAACUGCUUUCGUUGAUGCAUUUCUUGAUGCCGGAGAAAUUUGCCUUGACCAACGAGUUCGAUUUAAAUGACGCUGACCACGAGAGUAAAAUCAAAGAGCUGCACCAGCAACUGGAGUCUCUCAUGUUACGGCGAUUGAAGCGUGAUGUACUUACCUCAUUGCCGACGAAGAGUGAGCGCAUUCUUCGUGUUGAAAUGAGUGCAUUACAGACGCACUUUUAUAAGAAUAUUCUCACCAAGAAUUUCCAAGCAUUGGUCAAGAGCGCAAAUGGGAAUAAUAACAUCAGUCUCCUUAACAUUGCCAUGGAACUCAAGAAGGCUGCUAAUCAUCCUUACCUUUUUGAUGGGGCAGAAUCACGCACUGACUCCGAGGAAGAGACGCUCAAGGGCCUCGUCAUGAGCAGCGGGAAGAUGGUUUUACUCGAUAAAUUACUUGCCAGGCUGCGGCAAGACAACCACCGUGUCCUCAUUUUUAGCCAGAUGGUUCGCAUGCUUGACAUUUUGAGCGACUAUAUGAGUCUUCGUGGAUACCAGCAUCAACGCUUGGAUGGAAUGGUCGCCUCUGAUGCGCGGAAGAAGGCGAUCGCCCAUUUCAAUGCGCCGGGUUCUCUGGAUUUCGCAUUCCUACUGUCGACGCGGGCGGGCGGUCUUGGUAUUAAUCUCGAAACUGCCGACACGGUCAUCAUCUUUGAUAGUGACUGGAAUCCGCAGAAUGAUCUGCAGGCCAUGGCUCGCGCCCACCGGAUUGGUCAAAAGUCACAUGUGAGCGUGUAUCGUUUCGUGAGUAAGGACACGAUGGAAGAGGACAUCUUGGAGCGGGCAAAGAAGAAGAUGGUCCUGGAGUAUGCCAUCAUCAACCAAGUGGACACCUCUCAAGCUCAUCUUAGCUCAAAGGGCGACAGGCCAAAGGAUUCCGUAAAGUCGGAUCAUUUGAGCAAGGACGAACUGACUGCCGUCCUCAAGUACGGUGCCCAAAAGAUGUUUGACAAGGAUGACUCACAGCAGAACAAGAAGCUGGACGAGAUGGACCUUGAUGAUAUUCUGAACAGGGCAGAGGAUCAUGAAACCAUGGCCGCUGGUGGUGAUGGUGGAACCUCACUCGGUGGCGAAGGGUUCCUUGCACAAUUCGCUUCUGUCAGUGAUGUCAAGAAUGACAUGAAUUGGGAGGAUAUCAUCCCUCUCGAGGAGCGACAGAAGUUCGACAAGGAAGAAGAUCAACGGAAAGCGGAGGAGUUGGUUGCACAGGAGUUGCGCGACCGCAAGCGGUCGCAUGCACCAGUCUCCUAUGAAGGGAUGGAUGUUGAUCAUCCCGCGCCCUCUGCAGCUCCGAAGAAGCCCAAAGCUCCCGGAGCACAGCGGAAGUCUGCAAGCCAGAAAGCUAUGGAGCUUAAGGAGCGUGAUGUUCGCGUACUCAUCCGCAGCUUACAACGUUGGGGUGACAUUCGUCAGCGAUAUGACGUUAUCGUCCGCGAAUCGAAGCUUACGGAUAAACACAAGGCCAUGAUUAUCGACGUUGCUGAUGAAAUUAUUGAACUCUGUUCCCAUGCGGUGGAGGAGAACAACCAACAGAAACGAUCACGCAUGGCAGCUGGAGAAACAUUGACUAAUGCCCAGAAGAGCAAGGCCGUGUUGGUGACUUAUAAAAACGUGGGCAAUAUCAACGCUGAGACGGUUCUCUCGAGAUACCGAGACUUACGUGUCCUGAACAACAUUCUGGCCGAUCUCGCUCCAGGCGAGCUCUACAAUUGGGCCAUCCCAAUUGAUAACAUAAGGCCAGUCUUGAACUGGUCAGGUCGCUGGGGUUCUCAGGAGGAUUCCAUGCUUCUCGUUGGUGCUUACCUCUACGGCUUUGGAAAUUGGGAGGCAAUGGCGAAGGACGAACAGUUAGGGCUAGAAGGCAAAUUCUUCCUGGAAGAAGGGAAGAAGGGCGAGGACUCCUCUUCACGGCCAAUCCCCAACGCCAUUCAUCUUGUUCGACGGGGUGAUUUCCUCCUCGGGCUUCUCCGCGAGUAUGACGAGAAAUUCCGCUCAUACGAAAGCUCGUUACGCAAUAAAGGGGUCAAAGUCUCAGCUACGCCUCCACCCCUAGCGGUGGCCUCGUCCUCUACCAGUAACAGAAAGAGACGGGCCGAGAGCGAGGCUAUUGCAUCUGUUGAUGAUAGCACGACGACGACAACAAAAAGGCGCAAACGGAGACCCACACCUACGUUUACCGACUCUGAGUCGUCAGACGAAUGUCCAUCCAUGGAUGAAAUCGCAACCAAAGAGGAAUUGCGGCCUGUGAAGAAACAACUGAAGCAGCUCAAGCUGUCGGGAGAGGAGAUGCCGCGGGACGAUAAGGUUGCGAUAUUGAAGGACUCCCUAGCUGCGAUCGGGCGCCGGAUUGAAAUGGUUCUACAAGCCAAACAGGCUGCCGGAGAAGAUUCCGAAAGGUGGAAGCGACACUUGUGGGCUUUCGUCACUCUCUUCUGGCCUAAGAAAGUGAAAGCAUCUAAGUUGGAGGAAAUCCAUGCCAAGAUGGUCAUGAAAGAAGCUGCACCCCGGCCACCAUCUGAUGCUGCAAGUGCAAGCAAGAAACCUCGUCCGACCACUAGCGGUAAGACACUGUCGCCUUCUAACGUGGCCAUGAAGACCAAUGGCAAGACCCAUCGGUAGCACAACUUUCACGUGGAUAUGUGUAGCAACCUUGCUUUCCCUCCUAUUCAAUCGUCGUAAAGAUAUGGAACUCUGCGCUCUUUAUGUUGUAUUACGUCGAUGCCGCAUUAAUUUGAAGCCGUCCUAAUUCACAUUUCGUUCUCUUCCCUGUAC